This is a messenger RNA of Dendronephthya gigantea, 10826 nucleotides long. Its product is annotated as leucine-rich repeat serine/threonine-protein kinase 1-like. The transcript is spliced from 34 exons. Gene Ontology annotation, biological process: protein phosphorylation. The coding region runs from base 885 to 9020 and encodes 2711 amino acids. The record is from RefSeq and is a predicted model, not a curated record. Gene Ontology annotation, molecular function: protein binding; protein kinase activity; ATP binding. NCBI's taxonomy places the organism in Eukaryota, Metazoa, Cnidaria, Anthozoa, Malacalcyonacea, Nephtheidae.
GAUACGUGUUCUGACUUGAAACGAUUCAAUUCACGAGCAAAACCGUAGAAAGAAAUAUCAUCCUUGAUACUAGAGACAACUCACUUCAGUUGAUAGUGAACAUAGUGGCAUUGUAUGAUGAUCUUACCAUGAUAUUUUUUGUGCAGUUUUGAACAUCUGAUAAAACGAUUCAAACGCUUGAAUUUACCGGAAUUACUUAUUGUCUCACUGCAGACAUGAUGUCGUUAUUUUAUGAGUAGCAAUUUGCGAAUUUGUGAUGCUAAUUUGCAACUUCAAGUUGACUUGUUUACAUUGGGCACAUCCAAAAUAAAAUACUUAAUAGACAUGUUUGACUACCUAUCCAUUGAUGAACUUUCAGUACAUAUGGGGCUUCUUUGCUGAUGGUAUACUACAAAUAUUUUAUAAAUUUAUGUGAAUGCGAUGGCUAGCGUGCUAGCAAAUCAAGAAAAUUUUUUUUGACAGCAGGUGUUGAUAAUUUUUCUACGAAGAUUACUUCAGAUGAAAAGCAUCUUCUUGGAAUAACAAGAGAUAUUCAAUGGCAUUGCAUGGUUCUAUUGCGGUUUCCAGGUAAUAUUGGGGCGUCGCUAGAGAACGGACACACAUACAGCAUUGAGACUUCGAAUAGUAAUACUGAAUAUUGCUUUAUGGUAAGUUAUAUUGUAUUGUUUACUUCAUAUCACAAAUUUCCUUAUCUUAUUCCUUAUGAAUUCAUACAGGUCAUGACCCCUUAAUCACAUGAUAAAAGUUUACAAAAUCCUCAGAGCAACCGAGACAGCAGAUUUAUCCUAUACCGUGGUUCUGGUGAGGUGGUGAUCUUCUCCUGUCAUUUACCUAUAUUGUAAAUGGUUUGAAAAACGGAAGACGUGUUUCCAAGAAAUUUUGACAUGGACAACUUGGCCAAGUCUCUAGUUGAUGUUGGUAAAACAGCCCAGUGUAUUGCUGGUGAUGCUAUCCAUGCCAGUUUUUCAUAUGUUAAAGGUGGUGGCUUUUCAAUUAAGAUUGGUAGUAAUAGUGCUCAAGUGGUGAGAGAUGUCUGUAUUACUGCUGUAACAUUGAGUGCUAUUUACGCUGGUUACCAGCUCAUAGCACGAAAAAUUGAUGGUGCUGUUUCGCGGGCUCUCGGCGGAGAACGAGAUGACCAAGAAAUUCGCGAUAUUAAACCAGGUUCUCUGCACAUCCAACUGCAUUGUUCUACAGAUGAAAGAUUUCUGGAGAUUGUUGAGGAAUACGAGUGUGGAAAAAUGAAGGAACGCUUCAAUAAGGAGUUCAACGAAAUUGGAGUUGAAGUGGAAGGAUUGGAAGUAGAGAUUGAAAACAUGGAUGAAGUAAAAACACGUAAAGAAAUGAUUUUAAGCUCUAGAAAAGAUGAUGGUAUUGUGAUCGAAAAUGAUGGAAUAGAUCUCAAUGAAAUGGAAAUAAUUGACAAAAACGAAGUGACUGGUGGAAAGGAGACGAAGGAAACAGGUAUGGCAAGCUUGUUUUUUGUCCAUGAAGGGGAGAUGCUUCACCAGGCAUCCAUCCACGACGUUGAUGAUCUUCUUCUCUCUCUGCUGACAUCAAAAGGAAAUGGUGAUGCCAAUAGUAGAGACAAUUAUGGCAGAUCAGCUGUCCACACAGCUGCACAACAUGGCAGUGAAAAAUGCCUAAAAAUAUUGCUUGAUUAUGGAGGAAAUCCAAAUUUAGUUUCAUCUCCUCCUGAUCAUUGCUCUACACCUGUUCAUCAUGCUGCUGUGAAUGGUCAUAUCUCCUGCAUCAAGCUGUUAGUUGAGAGAGGAGCGGACUUGGAUAUUCCCAAUGCUAAUGGCAAGAGACCGGUUGACCUAGCGAUACAAGAAGGUCAUGUUAAUUGUGUUCAAUAUUUACACAGAGAAGCAGCUCGUAGACAGAUGGAACAGCAAAGGUUGCUUGAGGAAGCUAUUUUCACUGAGACAGCAAAUGGUAGAUUCCAUCGUGUUCAGGAUAUCAUCCAGAAACUCGGUAGUCAUUUCAACGUUGAGAAACAGUACAACGCUGGUGAAACAUUAUUGUUGAAAGCAUGUGAGAAAGGUAGUGCGGAGAUUGUAAAGUUAUUGUUGGAAAAUGGUGCAACAGGACAGUGCAACCAGUUCACUGGCAUAUCACCGCUCUAUGCUGCCUGUGUUAAUAACAAUGUUGAUGUUGUUAAAGCUUUACUGGAGAAAUUUCCAGAAUUAGUUAAGCAAGGAACGAAAGUUGAGAACAACAUGCCUCUUCAUAUUGUAUGUGGGAGUGGAGAUGUUGCCAUUACAAAGCUGAUGGUGCAAACAAACGAUGGAUCUGAUCCAUAUCCGUGCAUUGGACUUGAUAUCAACUGUCAAACAACGAGUGGUAUGACUCCAUUGCACAAUGCUGCAACUGCUGGACAUUGUGAAAUUGUAAAAUUGCUUCUCAAACCAAACCAUCAUUGUACUCCGCCUUGUAAAAUGACAUCGACUUGUGACGUGAAUGCUCGAUCGAAAGUCGGCCGUACGCCGCUUCACGAUGCUGUAACGAUUGGAAACCUUGACGUGGUGGAAAUACUUCUUGAAAAUAAUGCCAAUCCUAACUGUGCGGCACGUACAGACGAGUUGGGAGGUUUUGAAUAUCUGAGUGAUGAGAUGGCAGAUAUGGUGAAUAGUGUGAAUAGUAAUACUAUCACACCGCUUCAACAGGCCUGUUUUCUCAAGGAAAUUGACACAGUGAAGGUGUUGCUUCGUUUUGGUGCGAAAGAUGUCGGCAACAAGUGCCUUCAUCAUGCGAUUACGAAUAAGGAUCAAGAAAUUGCAAUGUUGCUUCUUGGAAAAGACGUGAACCCGAGCGAAGAGUAUAAUCUGCCCCAGAAAUUUCGUGAUAAACGCAAUGACUUAGCACCAGUCUCUAUCGUCUGGCAUAACUACGCACUGAACCAUAUUGAACCUGAAUGGCUGUUCGAGGCUCCGAAAUCAGUGCUAAGACCCGAGAUUUCCGCCACGUUAAACCACGCAAGCUUGGCUGCCACUAUUACAAACUUGGACAUCUCAAAAAACCGUCUCGAAAGUCUACCGAUAGAAAUUUUUCAGCUGCCAUCUUUAAAACAUCUCUCAGCUUCUCAUAACGAGAUCAGUUUGCUGCCAAUGGGAAAAGGUCAAGGAAACGUCGGGAGUACUUCGUCGGAUGACGUAUUUUCCGAAAGCGAGCCGUCGAUAUGGUAUUGUCCACACUUGGAGGAGAUUGAUCUGCAGAAUAAUAAUUUGAUGUCGUUACCAGGCUGUUUGUUUUUGCUCCCAGGAUUAAGAAUUUUGAACGCGAGUAAGAAUGAUAUUGGAUCUUUGCCAUUCGAUAUCUGGAACUCGCCAAAUUUGAGGAUAGUUUUACUCAGUAAUAACUAUAUCAAAGGAUUGUCGGUGCUUCCAAACGCCAGUGGCGUCUACAGUACUAUGAAUGGACGGAAACGAAGCAGCGGUGGCUCCGUGGAAAGAGAGCGUCAGAUCAUCCCUACCACCACCCCCUCCAGCUCGGAGCAUCGUAAUAGCCGAGGUACGGACAUGAAGGACGCCAAACCAGAUGUAGGUCGUCUCCAGAUCACCAGCUUUCGCUCGUGGCUCGGCGACGGUAACCUGGAUACCGUGUCAUCUGACGAAGACGAGGAACUGGACAAUCAGGCUGAAUGCCCGUUAGAGAAACUGGAUCUCUCGUUUAACCAGUUAGACAAGUUCCCAGUCGGUUUGCCGUGUCUGGCUCCUAAGUUAUCCAAGUUGUUGUUGUCAAAUAAUAAUAUCGCGACGUUCCCGCCAAUUCAGGAGAUCCCUGAACAUUUAUCUCAUCUGGAUUUAUCUGCAAAUAAACUAAAACUAUGUCUACCGAAUGCAGAGGAUAAACGAUGUGACAGGUUGUGUUACAGUCCGAUACAAAAACGUCGAGCUAGCAAAAAACGAAAUCGUAGCAGAACAUCACUGUCGUCACCAGUCUCUCGUAUGUGGUGUCGUCAUUGUAAACACAAGCGAUUACGUCAUAUGAAGCGUCUGGAACUUGACAAUAAUCAAUUACACGAAGUUCGUUUUCUUUACCUGGGUCGUUUACUCCACAAGACUCAAAGUAUGAAGAACAUUAAUCGCGAGGAUGAAACACCCGGUGGGGCUGUAAAGCCUACGGGAAAUAGUAGGGAAAAUAGCACCGGGGAGAUUUGUGUUUUCCCCAACCUCAUAUCUCUAACACUGAACGAUAAUAAACUGGAGUAUUUGACAGAUGAACUUGGAAAGCUCACUAAACUAGGCUCGUUAGAUGUCGGCAAUAAUCCGCUCACGAAGUCGCCCAGAUUACCACCAGCCAUAGGGAUGUUAGGGGACCUUUGGGACCUUAAUGUGAAAGGCUUGACAUUGCAUGAUCCACCGCCUAAUGUGCUGGAGAAGAAAACCAAGGCGAUCACCGGAUAUCUCCUGUCUGUCCUUGAUAAAUCGGAACCUUACCCAAGUAUGAAACUAAUGUUUGUUGGUGUUUCAAACAUUGGCAAGAGCACGUUGUUAACAAAGCUUACGAAUGGUUAUAUACCCAGAGGUUGGCUUGAACGCAGAGAGAUCAAGAGGACACCAAGCAAAGCUAGAAAGACAGAGAACGUGUCGACAGUCGGAGUUGAUGUUGCAGAAUGGGUGUAUCCCAGUCAAGCUGGCUCAGUCUUUAGAAAUACUAAACCAAGUAUCACAUUUAGUACGUGGGAUUUUGGCGGUCAGAAAGAGUAUUAUGCGACCCAUCAACUUUUUCUAUCUCAUCGCGCUCUUUACCUCGCGAUCUGGAAACUCACUGAUGGCGAAGAAGGAGUGAGGAAUUUGCUUCCUUGGUUGUUGAAUAUACAGGCUCGAGCGCCAGACUCGGUCGUGAUUAUCGUCGGCACCUUUUACGAUCAGUUGACGACGGCACAGCAAAAGAAAAAUGGUUUUGUCGAUCGUAUGCAUAAGUUGAUUAGCCAACUGUAUGUAGGCAGGGAUCUGGAUGGGGGCGUCGGAGUACCUCGUGAACGAGGACUACCGAGAGUUGUCCGAAUGGUUGACGUGAGCUGUACGACUGGUCAUCAUAUCAACUUACUUCGCGAGAUGAUUUAUACCACAGCUUUGGAGAUUAAAGGACCUGGAGGCCAUAGUUUACUCGAAGAACAGUUAAUACCGGCCAGUUAUCUUGCCGUGAAAACGGCGGUGUCAAAAAUAAGACAGGAAUGUUGCGAGACGAAUCAAACUCCUGUAGUGAGGGCUGACGUGUUCAGGCAAAAAGUGGAGCUUGAAUUGGAGUCGAAGGGGGUGAAACUACGAAAUGAUGAAGAGCUGGAACAAGCUUGUCAGUUUCUUCACGAUAAUGGCAUAUUAUUGCAUUAUGAUGAUCCGUCACUUUCUGGCUUGUAUUUUCUCGAUCCUCAGUGGCUGUGCGAUAUGAUGGCUCAUGUUGUCGCGAUACGAGAUGUGAAUCCUUUUGUACAAAAUGGCAUCCUGCGAUUCUCUGAUCUUUCCCAGUUAUUCCGUAGCGAUCGUUUUCCCUCGAAGUUUAUACACGAAUACGUGGAUCUCUUGAAUAAAUUCGAAGUGGCUUUGCCUUUCAUUACAGACCACUUGCUGGUUCCAUCAUUGCUGCCAGAACAGCAAAUUGUAAGUCGGAAUGCAGUGUCACCUGGUAUUAGCAACAUGGUUGCUAGAGCUAUGAAUAUGGCGGCGUAUACUGAGAACAGAGUGUUGAGACGACAGUACUUGAUGUCGUAUGUGCCAAGUGGUUUCUGGGCCAGACUCAUCACAAGAGUGAUUAACGACAAACAGUUGGAAGCAGUUGUAAUCGAAUGUACGAAAUUUAUCAAGGAUGGGGAAACUGUGGAUAUCGAGGGUCGCGAGAUGACAAAGAUUGUUCGCCCCGAGUGGUCAUGUUGGAAGACUGGGCUUGAAUUAUCAUGUUUUGGUGUCAAACUAUUACGUAUAAGCCAACUACAGAAAACGCCUUUCUAUGGAUGUCCUGACGAAAACCUGACAGUUCAAAUUUUGAUCAAUGGCGAGGAACGCGACACAUCGAGUUCGACUGUGGUUGAGGUCAUCGCACCAAGUGUCAUGAUUGAGUUGGAAAAAUUUGCUGUAAAAACCUACACUGGAGUGCGUGUGAAGUCGGUCAGUGACAGGAGCAUUCAAAGUGCUGGACGAUUUCUGGCUUUGAUCAUUCAACAUAUUGAUACACUGCUCCAGGACUGGUAUCCAGGCCUCGAUACAACCAACAUUUAUGGUGAUAACUUGGUCUCAAGACUUGUGCCAUGUCCCAAGUGCAUUUGUCGAAUCAUUUCAUUUGGAAAUGCACAAUCACCUCGGCACCAACGUCGGAACGAAUCGGAUCAAAACGGCGACGAGGAAUAUCCGAGCGGUGCUUCGCCAUCUCGUAGUACUUUCUACGUCAGCACACCUGAAAAUGGUGAUCAGUCCCCACGUGAUACAACAUCGCCUUCCUCUGAUAGCGGGUCGAGCAGUGGCCUGGGUACUGAUAAUAGCUUUGUGACUGUUGAUCCUGAUGAUUUCUCCAGCGAAUCCUCCCCAGUCCCUCACAAUGGUAACCCCGACAGUGAUGAUUCCGUACAUGAUUCAUCAGGUAGCGAGCCUGAGCAAUCUAGCGCUGGUUCCCAGACUUCUGGUGUUCCGCCGAGUCCACGGCACGGUAGUAGCACUGGUGAGCGGUUGAUAGCGACUUUUGAAUUUGAGGAAUGUGUCGUAGUAUCUCAUACAGCUGAUUACAUGACGUGUCCUGUUGAUGGAGAAUUACCGCUGGAGGAAUGUGCCCCUGAUGUUGUUUUUGCUGAUAUCGCGCCAAAGCUCAGUUUUGAACCGAGCUGUGUCACACGCAAAAAGAAACUGGGUCAAGGUACGUUUGGUACAGUUUUUGCUGGUGAGGUUAAACAAGAUGGAAAAGUGAUGCAGGUCGCCCUAAAAAUGCCUUUGGAUUUGGAAACGGAUGAAAAUUCGACAGAGGAAGAAAAAGCUAACGCGAAGGCAGCCCAACGAAAAGUUGAAGAGGUUCCUCAACAAAUGUACACUGAUGCUUACAGAUCAAUACGUCAAGAGUUAUCCAUCCUCAUUGAUCUCAACCAUCCUCACAUCCUGCAGUUGAAAGGUUUUUGUUUAAAUCCGCUUUCACUUAUUCUGGAAUUUGCACCGAAGAAGAGCUUGGAUAAGAUUUUGGCCGAUUAUAAGAGAGCUGGCUCCCGUCUCGAUCCUUACGUGCUUCAGAAAUGUGUCGUUCAGUGUUCAGCGGCGCUGAAGUACCUUCAUAAACGUCAUAUAAUAUACCGUGAUCUUAAGUCGGAAAACAUUCUCGUGUGGAAAUUCCCCGGUCCAUUUUCGCCCAAUCAACCUACACAUGAGGUCAUAAUCAAGGUUGCCGACUACGGUAUUAGCAGGGCAGCGUCGAUAGCCGGUGCUAAAGGACUUGGUGGCACACCAGGUUUUAUGGCACCUGAAAUUGAAAAGUACUCUGGACGAGAAACAUACACUGAUAAGGUGGAUUCCUACUCGUUUGGGAUGUUUUUGUACGAGUUGAUCACUCAAAGUCAACCAUUCUCUGAUCUAAAUGCUGCUCAAAUCAAGCAACUGACAGUUGAAGGAAAAAGACCUCAAUUAACAUCAAAGGAGAAGCGUGCGCCAGUGUUUGCGCUGGAGCUCAUGUUAGGUUGCUGGUCUCCUAAUCCAGAAGAUCGUCCUUCAAGCAGCCAAAUCUACAACAUCUCAUCCUGCUCAGAGUUUCCAAGAUUACUCGAUGUUCUUACAUUUGAUGAAGAUCUCCAUCUUAAUAGAUCUGUGACCACUAGGUCACGCGAUUAUGCAGGUCAUGGUGCAGAUGGACAAUUGAGUAUUGGCAAAGAGUUGUGGCUGUUUCACACCAAAAUAAAGGAAGGGAAACAAAAAGAAACUGUGGAUGUUUUGUGCUACAGCAAUGGCCGUUCAAAUCACUUGGAAGAAUUUGUUGUGAGUGAGCUUGUUAUUCGUGUAGCGUGUAGUGUUGGGAACACGGUAUGGUUGGGUACUGACUCUGGUUAUAUCUAUGUAUACUGUGCUAUCACGUACAAACCAUUGUGCCAAGGUGCUUUGGUUUGUGAUAAAUACAUCAUGAGCAUGAUUCACGCACCAAAAUGCCACUGUGUCUUAGUGGCAUUGUAUAAUGGCAAUAUCAUGGCCUUCUCUGAUAAUGUCACAAGUCAUAACAAGUUUCGCGAGAGUUGUGAUCUAACUUCUCCUAAAGAUCUCUCUCCAUUGCGAACAUAUGUUGGAAGUAGUAUUGUCCACUGUUUGGCUGUAGUGGGAAUACCAAAGGGCAGUCAAAACGAAGACGGGACAGCACAACUCACGUAUGAGGUUUGGUGUGGUAGAGGCAAGGGAAGGAUCACAGUGUUGAAUGCGGAAACUUUACAAGAAAAACAACAGCUUGCUGCAGAAGAUUGUGAUCUUGAUAAUCCAAUACUCAACAAUUUGACUGUGACCACAUUACAAACAUGUCAGACGUACGGAGGAAGUAUAAAUGAAGUCGAUGCGCUCGCUACAUCAGUCUGGUUGGCUGUCUACCCUGGCACGUGCGUUUUUCGCUAUGAUGCACGUGAAAAACGCGUGGUGAAUAGCGUCGAUUGCUUGCAAAAUCGCCCCAGUGGUGAAGGUUCCCAUCAAAUUUAUCCAUCUGACAGAGCACGAAGAGUUACAGAGUCCCAGGUUCUGUCACUUUUGGUGGCAAAUCGUGAGCUUUACAUUGGUACGUCCAGUGGCUGUUAUCUCGUCUGCAACAGUCUAUCACUGCUUGUGUAUUCUGUAAUACGUUGUCAUAAAACCUUGGAAUGUCUGUUGCCAUUGACAACCACACCAGUCACGUGGAAUAUUGGAACCGAGGAGACUCAAAAAGAGCACAGCAGGCUCGUAUUGACUUCUGGGAAGGGUUAUAGAAGUAUUUGUACCGGUCGAGGAGUGAAUGCGCUCAGCAGUAACCUGCUCACCCCUCCUGAGAAGAGGAACGGUUCUGUUGUCCUCGUUUGGCUUGCCGAUGAACGCUGAAUUUUUUUUUGGUGGAAGCAUAAUCCGGUGAUUUGAUUGAUUGCCACGGCGAAGCGUUUUCUGAUAAUCUUUAAUCUCUGCCUCGCAGGUUUCCCUAUGCACUAAUUUGGCCAUCAAAAGAUGGUAUGAAAUAUUUGAAUCAAUAAACAUUUUAACACUAUUCUAACACUUAAAUAUUGUGAAAUUAAACACGAUAUUUUUGGAGUAUAAGACAUUAAGAAUUUUAAGACAAAUUCUAUUGGCCAUCCUGAUGUUGUAGUAGAGGAGGACUGGGGUGAUAUCAUGGUUGGCAAUGCAACAUGGGACUGUUUCCGGGACAUGAACGAAAUGUUCGUGUCCACGAUGCAUUGUGAGAUUCGCUGUUACCAGACUCCUACAGCAACGGAAGGUUCUUGGCGUCGAUGAUAUGACUUCAGUUGUAAUAAAUAGCCCAGUGAUCAUACCUUAGAUAACUCUCAAUUGUUUCCUAUGGCAAACCGCAUACAACGUAGCAUCAUCAUUACUCAUCAUCAUAUUUGUCUUUUCUUUGUAUUGACUCCAGUCAUUUAUGUCUGUCAUUAAUUGAGGUCAGGGAAUAAGACCCAUGAUUCAAGCAUGCAUGUGUCCACCAAACAAUACAGCUUAAGGAGGUUUAAAGUACAAAUACCUUCAACAAAAGAACCUUAGAAAUCACGGCGUGCAUUUGCAUGCUGUUCUCAACCCCCUACGCGUUUCUCAAACUUAUAAACGUUUUAUAACUGCGUGCUGAAGUUCGAAAUAGGUUAAAUGAUGUGUUUGUAACUGUAAAUUCAAAGAAAUAACGGUCUUUUAAAGUCUUUGUGUCCACUUAUUCAUGCAAUAUCUUUUGAAAGGAAGUUGAAAGGAAAUGCAAAGGCGCCGUUUUCCAAAGCAAUUGUAUUGUAUUUUUUGCGACAGCUGUGAACAGCGGGGUGUGUAGCUCGUUAUUAUAGACGAGUGGAACAUGUUUUCAGCUUUAGCGUUUGAUAACAUGUGCUUAAGGUACAUUAUAGGGCAUAGGAAUGACGAGGAUAAACUGGGUGUAUUAUGCUCGUCACACUCAAGAACGAAGACCAAUAUUGAAACAUUUCACACAAUAAUAUGCUUUAAAGAGAGCCGUUAAAUUAUGCACAUAUGCAGUGAAGUAUUCGUAAGAUUUUUACAUAACAAAAUACAGUCGUUUUGGCAUGGUAUCUUGGCUAUUACCCGCUGACAACAUUUAUAUACGCUAGACAAAUUUAAGAUUAAGUAAUAAUGAACACCGGUUGAGGAAACGCGGGCCUUGCAUUCAUUGCAUGCAUUAUAAUAGAAAGAAAAAGUCACCUUGUUAAUUCAAGAUUAUACUGUCACAUAGAAUCGAUGUGAAAUCACCUGUACACGUAUUUAGAGAGAAUUUCAAAUGUUGAACAAAACAUGUCAAGUAUGGAAUCAUUUUUUAGCGACCACGAGUAGUGUCACAGCAAGAAAAACGAAAAAAAUAACUCAUAGAGAUCAAUGCUUGUUAUGUAUGCAUGAUUAACAACUGUGGGAGAUUAUAUUUUAGCUUUUCCAACUUUGUUUAAAAUCUCUCUUGCUUUUCUUCCGGAAAUCUCUCGCAUUUGUAACAGAAAGUAUGAUAGCCAACUAGUCUUUGAAUUUUGCUUGGGAGACAAGGAACUUUGAAUCAGAUUUUCAUACUUGAGAUUGAAAGAGACGUUUAAGACGGUCUUUGAGAAUUACCCUCUCUCUCUCUCUUCUUUGUCAACAAUCAUUUGAGUAGAAAUAUAUUUGGACAAUUACUCCGAUGUUCAUUUGGACAAUUCCUAGUGC